This is a messenger RNA of Contarinia nasturtii (swede midge), 2195 nucleotides long. RefSeq lists its product as uncharacterized. The record is from RefSeq and is a predicted model, not a curated record. Gene Ontology annotation, molecular function: lipase activity. The transcript has 10 exons. Bases 152 to 2179 code for a protein of 675 amino acids. Gene Ontology annotation, biological process: lipid metabolic process. Lineage: Eukaryota; Metazoa; Arthropoda; Insecta; Diptera; Cecidomyiidae.
GCUAUUUGUCAGUUGUGAUCAAGCAACUGGUGAAUUAAGUCGCUUUUCGUUUUGAUUUACUUAAAUUGUUUUUGAUUUUGUGUUUGAAUUGCGGUGCUUCGCAUAAACAAACAAAAUAUCCACAACAAGCACUUAUCAUACAUUUUUUGAUAUGUUUUUUCGUAAAAAUUAUUUAAUUUUUUCGGUUGUUUCCGUUUGCAUAAUCUACAGUCAUGCAUUUGACAUCGAAAAAGAUUUAGUGUUUCGACUAUAUACACGCGAAGACCCGGUUAUGUAUUUUGCAUUGAAAACCAGUGGAACACCAACAAUUUCCGAAACACCGUUCAACCCAAAUCGAUUGACGCGUAUAUUUGUUCAUGGAUUUCGAAGUAAAGAAAAAGUGAUUAAACGAUACACAGAAGCCUAUUUGGGAGUCGGUGACUAUAACCUUAUCGCUGUUGAUUGGAUUGAAGGAGCCUCUACUUUUAAUUACUAUUCGGCAAAAAAUCGAGUUCGACCUAUUGCUGAGAGGUUGGCACAAUUAAUCGAUCAUCUUGUUGCACAUGGAAUGAAAUUGCAAGAUGUCACAAUGAUCGGGCACAGUUUGGGUGCACAUAUCGCUGGUCGAGCUGCCAAGCAACUUAAGUCGGAGGGAAAAAUAGCAAAUAUAAUUGGCCUCGAUCCAGCGUCUGUUGGAUUCAAUUUCUUCGAAAGAAAUAAGAGAUUAUCCGACUCGGAUGCUGACUACGUGCAAAUAAUUCACACUGACGGCGAUAAAUUCGGUUUCGCUAAUCCGCUUGGCCAUGCCGAUUUUUAUCCAAAUGGUGGAAAGCAACAGCCAGGCUGUCCAUUAAGAAAUCGUCUGACAAAUCUUAUCGAAAAAUGUUCACACGUUCGAUCGCAUCAUUUGUUCUUGGAGAGUUUGACAAACAAUUUUACUGCCAUACAGUGUGUAUCAUACGAAGAAAUUAAAGACAAUCGAUGCACAUUCAACAAUGUCGUAGCAGUUAUGGGUGGUGACAUUACACAAAACUCAACGAAGGCAUACGGAAUAUUUUAUUUAGAAACAAAAUUCUCACCGCCAUACAUCAUUCCAGACUACAGAAACUUCAAUAACAUUGAAUUCAUUACCUAUCAACCACAAUCGAACUUUAAUAUCGUUUUGUUUCUCCCGCCCAAAAUGCAUGCAAGUGCAACAACGACAGUUCAUUCUCUGAUCAUUUGUCUAUGUUUUUUUGUAUUCAUUGUGUCCAAAUGUAAUGCAUUCGAUGCAAACGAAGAUGUAAUAUUUAAAUUGUACAAACGUGAUAGUCCGACAAAAUUCACCGUUUUACGAAUAAAUAGUGAUCAUUCAAUUUCGAAUGAUACAUUAUUUGAUCCGGAACUCCCAACUCGUAUUCAUAUCCAUGGAUUCUUGGCCAAAGAGGAAAUUAUCGAUCGCUAUCGCGAAGUCUAUCUAAGCGUUGGUGAUUACAAUUUCAUUGUGGUUGACUGGAUGGAGGGUGCUUUUACGCUCAACUAUUUUAUGGCAAAGGCACGAGUGAAAGAUGUGUCCGAGAAAUUGGCUGAAUUAAUUGAAGCCCUAGUUGAUUUUGGAAUGGAUUUAAAAGAUUUAACACUUAUUGGACAUAGCUUGGGUGCCCAUGUAGCAGGAAUAGCUGCAAAAACAAUGAACUCAACUGAGAAAAUCGGCAUUAUAAUUGGGCUGGAUCCAGCAUCAGUUGGUUUUAAUUUUGCCGAAAAGGAUAAGCGAUUGUCUGAAACGGAUGCGGACUAUGUACAGAUCAUACAUACCGAUAUAACGAAAUUCGGAAUGGGCAAACCCAUGGGACACGCUGAUAUAUACCCGAACAGUGGCAAACUUCAACCGGGCUGUAAGAAACGCAACAUAAUAACCACGCUGUUUGAUAAGUGUUCACAUCAUCGUUCACACGAACUAUUUUGGGAAACGUUGAAAACGAAUUUCACAGCAAUCAAAUGUGCGUCGUUCGAAGAGAUUAUGCAAAAUCGAUGCACAUUCAACAACGUCACAACGAUUAUGGGCGGCGACGACAUCAUAUCAAACAUCACAGAAAGACCAAAUGGCAUUUUUUAUUUAGAAACACAUAACAGUUCACCAUUCGUAAUAACUGAUUACAAAUUAUUCAAAAACAUUCAGAUCACUUAUGAGGAAAAUCAUUAUAAUCAAACAUUGAUUUGAAAAUUUAAGUUUUUUU